This is a messenger RNA of Boeremia exigua, 714 nucleotides long. RefSeq lists its product as uncharacterized. The record is from RefSeq and is a predicted model, not a curated record. NCBI's taxonomy places the organism in Eukaryota, Fungi, Ascomycota, Dothideomycetes, Pleosporales, Didymellaceae. The coding region runs from base 1 to 714 and encodes 237 amino acids. The transcript has a single exon.
AUGCAGCGCUACUCACUGUUCGUAGCUUUCGGCGACGGCCAGGACGUGUCUGACGACCGCUACGAUGCAGCUGAGCUCUCCACGUACGGCCAGUUCCACGGCCCUUCCUCCAACGCCUAUUCAGACGGCACGCCUCACGAGAAUUCGGACUCCUCUUCCCGCAGCUUCCGCCAAUCUCCGUAUGAUGAGCACGGCUACCCUAUCGAAGGUGUCGAUGCAGGCGAUGGGGAUCUGCACCGCCGUGCGCCGCGGAACCAGGCGGGUGAGUCCUCCAUCCCUCAAUCUGACCCACGCGUGCUUCUAGGCCGCGACGAUCAGCGGCCAAAUGUACUUGGGCACCGAUCUAAUCUGUCCGAUCGGAUUGAUGCCAAAGAGCGCCAAGCACGCCGUGAGACCUUCCGUGAGCGUAGGCAACAACAGACCGAGGAUGAGUACCUGGACGAACUGGUGGAGGAGCUAGCCGAGCUUCAGGAGCUAGGCGCGUUGGAUCCGCUGCAGGAAGCUCGGGAACUUGAGCUUCUGAAAGAGGUUCUAUUUGACGGAUGCAUUCAUCGUGCGUAUGUAGAGGCGCGGAGUGAGCAAGAUGAGCGUAAAGCGUGGCGUGAGCAGCGACGUAUGAAGCAACUCAAGCAGCAGCAGCGUGAGUAUGAUGAGACCGCUUCGAAUGUGCGUAAAUAUGGACGUGGCACCUUCCCGUCCUAUGAGUUCUGCUAG